This is a messenger RNA of Choloepus didactylus (southern two-toed sloth), 2385 nucleotides long. It is a transcript of the gene EYA2, whose product is annotated as EYA transcriptional coactivator and phosphatase 2. The transcript has 15 exons. The record is from RefSeq and is a predicted model, not a curated record. Gene Ontology annotation, biological process: multicellular organism development; positive regulation of DNA repair; negative regulation of extrinsic apoptotic signaling pathway in absence of ligand. NCBI's taxonomy places the organism in Eukaryota, Metazoa, Chordata, Mammalia, Pilosa, Megalonychidae. Gene Ontology annotation, molecular function: protein tyrosine phosphatase activity. Gene Ontology annotation, cellular component: nucleus. The coding region runs from base 268 to 1689 and encodes 473 amino acids.
GGCUGAGGCAGCGGCAGCAACGUGCCCUCCGCAGUCAGUCCGGCCGCGUCGGACCCGCGCCCGCCCGCGCGCCGGCACCACGCUGGGCCGCCCUCUCCACUGAGCGCGGUACAAGGAAAUGCUAGAACUAGUGAUCUCACCCAGCCUUACUGUAAACAGCGACUGUCCAGAUAAACUGAAGCUUAACCGAGCUGAGGCUGAUGUCCAGACCUUGAGUGACAUAGAAGACCUUGCCCACGUGUCCUGCCCAGCCAGCCCGCCACCAUCAUGGCAGCCUACGGCCAGACCCAGUACAGUGCGGGGCUCCAGCAGGCUGCUCCCUACGCGGCCUACUCCCCUCCAGCACAAGCCUAUGGAAUCCCCUCCUACAGCAUCAAGACAGAAGAUAGCUUGAACCAUUCCCCUGGCCAGAGUGGAUUCCUCGGCUACAGCUCCAGCUUCAGCACCCCACCCACUGGACAGAGCCCAUACACCUACCAGAUGCACGGCACGGCGGGGAUCUAUCAAGGAGCAAAUGGACUGACCAAUCCAGUGGGAUUCGGGAGUAUGCACCAGGACUACCCUUCCUACCCCGGCUUCCCCCAGAGCCAGUACUCCCAGUAUUACAGCUCAUCCUACAGCCCUCCUUACGUCCCGGCCAGCAGCAUCUGCCCUUCUCCCCUCUCCACGUCCACCUACGUCCUUCAGGAGACCUCGCACAACGUCCCCAACCAGAGUUCUGAGUCGCUGGCUGGCGACUAUAACACACAUAAUGGACCUUCCACGCCGGCAAAAGAGGGAGACACAGACAGGCCCCACCGGGCCUCCGACGGGAAGCUCCGAGGCCGGUCUAAGCGCAGCAGUGACCCCUCCCCACCAGGGGACAACGAGAUCGAGCGUGUGUUCGUGUGGGACCUGGAUGAGACAAUCAUUAUUUUUCACUCCUUACUCACGGGGACUUUUGCAUCCAGAUAUGGGAAGGACACCACAACAUCCGUGCGCAUCGGCCUGAUGAUGGAAGAGAUGAUCUUCAACCUUGCAGAUACACAUCUGUUCUUUAAUGACCUAGAGGACUGUGACCAGAUCCACGUUGACGAUGUCUCAUCCGAUGACAACGGCCAAGAUUUAAGCACUUACAACUUCUCUGCCGACGGCUUCCACAGCUCGGCCCCGGGAGCCAACCUGUGCCUGGGCUCCGGCGUGCACGGCGGCGUGGACUGGAUGAGGAAGCUGGCCUUCCGCUACCGGCGGGUGAAGGAGAUGUACAACACCUACAGGAACAACGUGGGCGGCUUGAUAGGCGCUCCCAAAAGGGAGACCUGGCUACAGCUCAGAGCCGAGCUGGAAGCCCUGACCGACCUCUGGCUGACCCACUCCCUGAAGGCACUAAACCUCAUCAAUUCCCGGCCCAACUGUGUCAAUGUGCUGGUCACCACCACUCAACUAAUUCCUGCCCUGGCCAAAGUCCUGCUAUAUGGGCUGGGCUCUGUGUUUCCUAUUGAGAACAUCUACAGUGCAACCAAGACAGGGAAAGAGAGCUGCUUCGAGCGGAUAAUGCAGAGGUUCGGCAGGAAGGCCGUCUACAUCGUCAUCGGUGAUGGUGUUGAAGAGGAACAAGGCGCGAAAAAGCACAACAUGCCUUUCUGGAGGAUAUCCUGCCACGCGGACCUGGAGGCAUUGAGGCAUGCCCUGGAGCUGGAGUAUUUAUAGCAGAGCCAGCAGCACCGACAGCUGGCAUGGCUAGAUGCAUCACACCCACCCAGGACCCCCCGCCUUGCCCGCCUCCCCAGCGAACACUCCAGAGAUCCAGAGGCUGGACAUCCAGGCAUCAGGAUGUAUCCGGGGUCCAUCUCAGAGCCUGUCCUUUCCAUCCACACCAGGUUCCUGAGAAGCAAGCACCCCAUUAUUGGCUUUGGAAUACUUGACUUGGGGACAAGUGAUCGCUGAGUCCAGACUUUUCUACAAGACUCACAGAACAAAAGCAAGGAAUUGCUGGUUUGAGGGGAGGGCUGGUGGUUAGGAGGGGCAGAUUCUUUUUUUUUUUCCUUUUUAAUUUAUGGACUAAUCUCAUUAUUCCGGUAUUAUGCUCUUGUACCUGUGUUGGUGUUUUUCUUAGUCGUUGGCUUGGUUUUGUUUUUAAACUGGCAUGUGGGGGCAGUUCACAGUUCUAAUUUAAGCACUCUCUUCUCCAAGUUGUGCUUUGGGGGGGAACAGUCAUUCUUUGACCAUUAGUGAGAGAGGUGAUUUGGGGCUGUUGGGAAGACUAUUGCUUAUUUUGGUUUGUAAAGCCCUUACCUGAUGUCAUGUGGACAGUGCACGUGCCUUAUGCUGCCAUCUUGUUUUCUAGGAAGAGGGGACACUGGGAAGGGAGCAGUACUUUGUGAUGGAUAAAAGGCAUUAAAUAAA